Gallus gallus (chicken) is the source of this 12883-nucleotide messenger RNA. It is a transcript of the gene KCTD8, whose product is annotated as potassium channel tetramerization domain containing 8. Gene Ontology annotation, biological process: protein homooligomerization; regulation of G protein-coupled receptor signaling pathway. Gene Ontology annotation, molecular function: protein binding. Lineage: Eukaryota; Metazoa; Chordata; Aves; Galliformes; Phasianidae. The coding region runs from base 15 to 890 and encodes 291 amino acids. The transcript has 2 exons. The record is from RefSeq and is a predicted model, not a curated record.
GCCCGCUCGCAGCCAUGGCUUUGAAGGAGGCGGGCGGCAGCAUCCUGCCCAUCAGCGACAUGGUGUCGGGGCCGUCGGGCUCGCCGUUCCCCGAGGUAGUAGAACUGAAUGUAGGGGGCCAGGUGUACGUGACGAGGCACUCCACGCUGCUCAGCGUCCCGGACAGCACGCUGGCCACCAUGUUCUCGCCGUGCCGGGGCGGCCCAGCGGCGGCCCGCCAGCUGCCCAGGGACAGCCGGGCGCGCUUCUUCAUCGACCGCGACGGCUUCCUCUUCAGGUACGUGCUGGAUUACCUGCGGGACAAGCAGCUGGCGCUGCCCGAGCACUUCCCCGAGAAGGAACGGCUCCUGCGGGAGGCAGAAUACUUCCAGCUAGGCGACCUGGUGAAGCUGCUCUCGCCCAAGGUCACCAAGCAGAGUUCGCUCAACGACGAGGGCUGCCAAAGCGACCUGGAGGACAGCACCUCGCAGGGCAGCAGCGACCGGCUGCAGCGGGCCGGCCUGGACAAGCGCUCGGGCUUCCUCACAGUGGGCUACCGCGGCUCCUACACCACGGUGCGGGACAACCAGGCGGACGCCAAGUUCCGCCGCGUCGCCCGCAUCAUGGUGUGCGGCAGGAUCGCCCUGGCCAAGGAGGUCUUCGGCGAGACCCUGAACGAGAGCCGCGACCCCGACCGCCCCCCCGAGAAGUAUACUUCCCGCUUCUACCUCAAGUUCACCUACCUGGAGCAAGCCUUCGAUCGGCUUUCCGAGGCGGGCUUCCACAUGGUGGCUUGCAACUCCACCGGCACGGCCGCCUUCAUCAACCAGUACCGGGACGACAAGAUCUGGAGCAGCUACACCGAGUACAUCUUCUUCAGUGGUGGACUACCUUUUGCUGAACGAACUUGAGAACUUCAAAUCCAUCUUCAGUACUACUCUAAAAGUUUUUGGAGGUUUGUUAUGUAACCUAGCAAGCUGGUCAUAUCUAAUUAGGAAAUGCGAAAGCUGAGUUGUUGGAGGAGCUUUGCAUUCUUCUGAGUGAACUUAGUGGUGUAAAAUACGUGAUAAUUAAAUCUCCAUUCUGGAAAAAAAUGGACCUACUAGUUCAGUUCUUAAGUAGUAGAAGUUCCUCGCUGUUGUUGUCAAAACUAUGGGAUAGCCCCCCCUUGUUUGCUCAGACAUAGGUUAUUAGAUGCAUAAUUAUUUGUGGGCAUUUGUGAUGCUUAGAAUGUUUUGCGUUAAUGAUGUGUGUGCGUUAUGAGGCGGCUGCUGUGUAGAACAGUGCUCUAAUUCAGAUCAGUGUUCCAAAUUAAUCCCCAGUGUAUAACCACUGAUUUAUGUGGAAUAAUGCCAGGGAUGAAUUGGAUGUUGUACAACACUGUUUCUGUUUUGAUUUUUAGUCUUUCAGCUUACUGUGUUAUCAAAAGUGAAGCAGGUAGCUAAUUUUUUUUUUAAUUUGAUUCUUAACCAAAAAAUUCUGGUUUUGCCUAAUAUUAAUAUGUUCUUCCUACUUCUGGGUGCGAAAAUCGGCUGAGUUAAUAUAGGCUGAAAAGAAGGCGAUCAUAAUUUUGAUUGCUUAGUUGUGCAUUUAGAAACCUUUUAAUUUUAUUACUUUAAUUUUAUUUUUUCUAUUUAAGUGCCCAGUUGAUGGGAACCCUCUGAUAGAAAUAAUGCCUUAUUAUGAAAUCCCUAGGUGGAUUGAGUCCUUGUUGUAGCUUUGCCCAACUCCUGCAUGGGAAUCCGUCAAUUGACAGAAAAUUAUGUGAGCCUGCCUUGCUGCUCUGUGCUGGUGUGAGGAGACUGGUCAGGGUUACUGGCUGUAGUCUUUCCAAGAGCACUUGUGAGGACUAUAUUCCUUUACUUACAAAACCAGAGCUUCAUACAUAGCAUGAGCAUCUGCAACCAGCAGCUAUGUUAGUUGUUGGUCUGUGAUUCUGUGGCAGCCACUCAGUCCUAUUCCUCUUACAUCAUUUUUCUUGAGGUCUUGUGGAUGACUCUGAAAGUGCUUGGGAAAAGUGAGGAUAUAUGCAUUCCACCCAUUUCCUUGGAUCAUGAGUAGAUUUCUAAGAGCUACUGAGGAACAUCUAAAGGCCAAAGGUGGCCUUUAACCUCUGCUUCGGGAAUAGAUUUCAAUUAUGUUUCUAGUAUAUCUCUAACUUCAUUAGGUAUUUUGAGUAGAAAAGACCAUCUCGCAAAAAAAAAAUAAUUAUUUUCUUAAAUGUUGUGGCUGAUUAAAUCUACCCAUACUAUACAUAUCUUACUUAAAUUUUUAGAUUGCUUGGUAUCCAUGAAUGGAUUAGUUGUUGCAGUCUAAUUCCAAUUCAAGAACUGGGGCUUGUUUGAGAUAAUGCUUCAGUUUUUUGGCAGCACAUCCUGACAAGUACAGAAACAGUCUUUCUCAGGCUAUGUAAUUCCUUCAAAUAAAUAAAUAAAAAUCAGAGCCUUUCUGAUGGCUACCUAUGUUCUCUAAGCAAUGGAAGCUCUCACCUUAGCAUGCAGAAGAGUGAUUUACUUCUGUCAAUACAACAUGAAGUGCAUAUGCAGUUUGGGAAAGAGGCCCAAGCUCUUUUGCUUCAUUACAAUUUUGAGCUGCAGUACACAACCACUGAUUAAUUAACUGCUACUUGUCAUGCAGUAGGUGAUAGCCUUCACAGAAGUUCCACCUAGAUGGAAAAGGAGACCAGAAGUAAGGAGACCUUGCCUCACAUGGCUGCAGGCAACUCAGCAGGCCUUCUGUUGGCAGGUCUUUUUGUGAGGAAAGGCUAAUUUGCAUUUUUAAGCUUUUGUCUUUUGUAUUUCACUGUAUCUCUUGAUACUGUUGUGUAAUGCAGGAUUGUCUGUGUGUGCUAUUACUAUAUAGUCUUUUUCUCCUGUAGAAUCUAAUUGGUCUUAAUGGAUUUUGCAUUUAACAUCUGCUAUGCAAUCUGACUUAUGGGUGCUGAGAGCCUCAUGCUCAGCUGGAAGCUGCCUGUUCUGAAUUGACAUGAGUAUUCUAAGAAGAAUGCAGUAAUGUUUCAUGGAAAAAACUGACUUGUAUUCUGUCUCAGUGUUCCUGUUCUACAUGUGAUAUUUGUUUCUUUGUCUCCUAAUUUUGCUUGUGACAGGUGACAUUUGCUUGAACUUCUGGCACAUAUUUUUCUGCUUGGUCAUAGCACUCUGAGAAUACAUUGGCCCAAAUUCAGUUCAACAUCACACUGGGAUAGCUUGGGGAUGUUGGGUUGGCAGGUAAUCCUUAGCUGCUCUGAAGGAACAUUGUCAGGAGAACCAUCCAGUGGGUGGUUUAUGUGGCAAUGCAAAGCCAAUCUGUUAUCCAUCCAUUAUUUCUGGUCUGGUGGCAGUUGUGCUACACGUAGUGUCUGAGAUAUAAUACUUUCCUUUUCCUCUUCCUUUUUUGUUUUUCCUUUGUGUGUGUAUAAAAUGAAAUUACUUGAAACUAACAAGGCUUAGAAGAGAAAGGAGUCUAAGCCAGAAAGUAAAAUAGGAGUACUGAAUCUCUGUGGAAUGCUAGAGAGAAGUGUGAUUCAAUCCAUCAAGUCUUCCUGUAUCACAAGCACAAUGUAGGAAAGCUUUAGAUUUCUGACAGUAUCAGAAUCUAAAAACAUCGAUCCUGGAAGGGCUAUUGCACAAAGACUUUUAAAAUUUAGAGUGAUUCUUCAGGUAGUCCUGUUAGUUUGGAGAGCUGAUAUAAAACUUCAGGAUAUUCUGCUGUAUGAGACCAGUUCAACUUUAAUAUUACUUAGAAAUAAAUAAUAUACUAAUUAUCUUGCAAUUCUUCCAAAAUAUAUGCCCCAAACAUAGAGGGAUGAAUCAAAGUGUACACUUAUAAAUUAUUAUAAGAAUAUCUUAUCUCACCAUUUUACACAGUGAGCUAAUCUGAACUGCUGAAGUUGUCAUUGGAAUUUCAGUCAUAGUUUCAAUCAAGCUACUCAAUUUGAGAGACUGAUUUUUUUAAAAUGUGAAAUGAGAAAGAUAUUGAAAAUCAGAAUUUGUUCUAAUUAAAAAAAAAAAACAAGCAAAAAAAACCCAACACCUGUGUUCCUCUGCAGCUAGUGUGCAAAGACCCUCCUGAACUGAAGAACUACAGGAGGAACCUAUUGAGUUUUAUGGUUGAGUAGAAGUAUGCAAAACUCAUUACAAUCACUUGUGAUUUGAUUUUAAUAAUUAUAUCUGCAUUCUGCUUUUUUAAAAAAUGAUAUUUUUAAUUAAUGUUGAAGCACCUCAAUGCUUGGAGCUGAAGAUUAGUACUGUUGCAAAGUAUUUGAAAAGUAAACCUGGUGGUUAUUUUCUGCUCUGGAUAUUAUAUACCAGGAUCAAUACUAGGUAACAGACACCUUGAUACAAGCAGCUUAUGGUAUUUGGAAAUGGACACACUGGAUUUGAUAACUAUUCCAGGCUUGUACUUGUGCAUUGCUUGGGAACAAAGUUCCAGUGUUAGAGAAACUGACUUUGCUGGAUCUGUGAUAUUUUCCAGGAAAACUGCUUAUUGUUGUCAGAUCACUUCAUGCAUUCUCGAGGAUUUAUGACAGUAGUUGCAGGGAAAUAUUUGCCUUUCAACAGUGGGAUGAGCAAGUCAUAUCUUAUUUUUUCUUUAUUGUUAACAUGAACUUCUAGUUAUCUACUGUUCAAGUACAGAUUUUGUAUACGAAAGUUUUUCAUAAAAUAUUGUUCCAGCCUCAUGAUUUAAAAUUAAAACAUUACUGCUUAUCAAAUAUAUUUUGCAAUGUAUUUGCUUCCACAGUGUGAUAUGACUGGUAAUUUUGCUGCUGCUUUUUUUUUCCUUCGCACCAAAUACCAAAUUCAUUAUCCUCUGACAAGAAUUUGUGCAGUGAACAAGAAUUCACUGAGCACUGCACAGAGAAAGGGUUCAACAAUACUCAUGUUAUCCUCUUCCUGCUACAGUUCUGCAUUUAAACACAUCUCCAGAGAUGAAAAGCCAGUCAGACACCUCUCUAAGAUGCUGGGAGUGAAAGGCUAAGUGCAUGAGGAAAGAAGCAGUAGAAAGAAAGGGGCUAUUCAAGGCUCAGGUGAUCCUCAGCAUGACCUAAACAAUGUAACCAUAAAUAAGAAGUCACUUUUUGGUGGGCUGCUAGUAUAAUGGUAAGUUAAGCCAAGCAUCUAAAUGCACACAGGAGGAAAGUAUGUAAGGUGAUGCGCAUCCAUUUUGCUUAAUCUCUGCUCAGGACCACUAUGGUACCUGCUGUAGCUCCCAACCAAGUUAGCAUUGUAUCAGCAGCUGGAUGGAUCCUGGAUGCUACCGCAGGACAAGUGAGUAAUAUGGUUGUGCUCUGGGCUACCCCCUCAUUUUCUGUCUCCAGCUUUGGAUUACUCUAUUGCCAGAGUCAUGUAAGUCUGUUACAGAGAUGAGUUGACCUUGGACAACAGGAUUUUUUCCACAAUGCAGGGUGAUUAUUUGACUAAGGGUUGUUAGGCUUGGUAUAACUGUUGAGGUAAUCUGGAGUCACUAUACCAGAUAACAUCUGCUUGCUAAGUUAGGAUGUUGAUGUCAUUUUUCGAUUUCGGGAUGAUUUUAUUUCAUUUCCAUCACUAGAUCUGGAUUACUGAAAGCAGCAGGAAUACUAAUAGCUUUUUUAUGAACUGAACCUCUGAAAGUCUAGUGGAAAAUCCUUUUAAAUAAAUAAAUUACCUGGCAAAUCUUAUUUUUCUUUACCAAGUCAAAUGCUUCAGGAUGGAUUUUCUGGGAAGGCGGUUCAUGCUAAGCUAAAUGGGAUUAGUCAUAAAUAGUAUGUGACGCUUGCAAUCAGAACCCAUUCAGAGUUGCAAGAUGGACCUUCAUGGCGACUGAAGCACCAAAUAAUCUUUCUCUAGUCUUUCACAUCAAGUGAGAUUCGAACUAUGUGAGUAAUUAUGUGGUGCCAUGAUUGUUUGUAGUAUGCACAGUCCUGGCAGGAGGUAAGCAGCAAUGAUUUAUAGUUUUUGGGGCACUUGUAGCGGUUAAUGCCAUUCAAUUUUGGUUGCAUUUUAUCAGAAUGUGUUAAGAAAACAUUUGUUACAUGUUGAUUUAGUUUCAGAACACAUUUGAAUGAGAGGGUACAUCUUGCUGCUAGGUGUCACACCUUUAAGUAGUCGCAUCUCUAAAUACUUACAGGAAUUCACUAUGCUUGUAAAUAUCACAGUGGUGUCAAUGAGUAUUCAAUGUUGUUAGCAAGAAUAUGAACACAGAACUUUAAAAAUGUUUUUUUUUCUUUGCUAUGGAAUAUUAUCUUGGUACUGUCUCUGCUAGCGUUGCUCAAAACAGUAUUCAAAGGUUGGGAUCAGCGUUACCAAUUCUUUGCCCUUGGGGUACCUGCCAGGUCAUAAGCUGUUUCAGGACCACUGUCAGUUAUGGCUGUUACAAUUAUUCUUUCAACAUCAUUUUGCAACUGGUAGUAGCUGGAUCAAAAUUCAACUGUUCCCUUUCUCAUUGUUCCCCCAUAUGUGUGAACCCCUGCAGGGUCUCUGAGCAGAGGAGAGAGGAACUACUGCCUCUGGGUGGUUGCCAUGCCUCUGGGCUGUGUGCUUGUUCUGUUUGCUUUGUAGCACUUGUGUAUGCUGUGCUUGACCUGUUUUGUCAUUUCAGUGAUAUGCACUUAGUUAGGAAGGCAAAGUGGAUUAUAGAAUUUUAAAAAAAAAGCUUCCUUUUGGAAUGGAUUCUACAACACCUCUUAAACUAUGAAUUACUCAGUCCAGAGACAAGCAACUCUAUCCAAAGUGUGAAUGCACGCUGUAAGAAUAACUAAUGCAUCAAACACUGCACAUUUCCUUCGGGGAAGAAGGAAAAGAUUGAAAAACUAAAGAGUGAAAUCAACACUGUCACUAAUUCUUAUUAACAGAAUUAAAUAGUCCAGAUCUUUGCUUAGCAUGUUUCAGUUUCACAGUACAUAAUAUGUACAGAUGUUCUCUUUGCAUUAGCACAAAGAAAUAUUCAGAAAUGAAAUCAGUAUAUUUUAUCUAUGAUGUUCAGAUGCUUUUUUCUUCUCUGCCUCAUCCUUACUGGGAUUUACUUUUUGGCAGCAUUAACAAAUAUUCCCAGAGAGACAGCAGAGUUGGUGCUCAGGGACUCUUGUCGUGUUUUGUUGCAAACAGACUUCUGCAACUUAGGUUAAUAGUGAAAUUGCUUUAUUUUUUAUUGAAUUUAGAUAUUUGUAGGUUCUUUCAAGAUUUAUAACUGUCAGUGAAUUCCAUGGAAGUUAUUGCAUACUGUCAUUCUAGCAGCUUUUUACCAGUACAUGUCUUAUACUUCAAGAUAGUGAUGUCUAAACUCUAGUGCAGCAUGUCUAUAUUCAUCGAUAAAUGUCUCUUGUAUAAAUGUAUUGUUAGUAGUAUUCAUAGGUGUGUAGUUUGGCAACACUGUUCAUGAGAUUGUGGAGUUCAGGAUCUUAAACAGAAGAAGCAGGGCGAUAAGUCCUGCCUGGACUUCAUCAGAGAUAACUUUUGACCUCUUCAAGAACCUACUUGGAAGUAUCAUGUGGGUUAGGGCUCUGGAAGGUAAGGGGGCCCAAAAGAGCUGGUUCAUAUUUGGGAAAAGAUGGUGGAAUAUGAAAGAACUGAAGUGGUCUAGUGCAAUAUUAUUUGUCAGUAUGAUUUUAAAUGUUUGAAAAAUUCUUAACCUUUCCCACAAAAAUAAAACCACGUUUGCAGAAUAAAAAACUUAUUAAAGUCACCCAUGUUUUUUCUAUCUGUCUUUCCUUCACCAAUGUUUUGCAUUUUUUCCUUUGUUUUUCUGUGUACCUAAUUGCCUCAGUUCCUCACUUUUCUCCAGAACUGAGGAUCUAAAGUUUUCAUCUGCUUUUCUCACUGUGCCCUAAGCAGGCUGGAUACAAGUCUCAUACAAGAUAGAAAUGUAAUAGCAGUAUGCACUUGGCCAUGUAUUUAAGCUAUUAUGCCUUACUGACAGGGCAGGCACUUUUGGUUUUGUUUUCUAGAUAUAUUUAAUUUCAGAAAAGAAACAUGAAUAUAGCAAAAUAUUUUUAAAAAAUCCAAUUCAUGAUACAUCUCAUAUCAAAAGGCCGGAGAUAAAUCUACUUAUUUUUUCCUAACUGCUCUCUGUAAUGAGAAAAAUUACAGUAUGAAUGAAACCUGUAGAGUUUCAAAUGCAUAGGCUUGGUCUUUUACACGUACAGUAAAAAAGGGGUGGUACCCAUAUUUGUAUAUAGAGAAAUCUAUUUUAGAGAUGACUUAUCUUAAAGUUCAGAAUUGUAUAUUUAUUUAUUGUAAAUGCGUGCAAAACUUCUUUUCAUAAUGUGACUCUUACAGUUCUUUGAAUUACUUGUUUUUAUUUUGUUCUUGUUCUUCCUACUUGUUAAUCAGUCCCAGCUAAACCAACCAUACCUGAAGAACUAUAGUAAUGGUGAUAAAUAUCCACUAUGCUUAAGUAGAAGUGCUCUUUAAUGCUUCUGGUCCUCAAUCCAAAUUUCUUUCAUUUUCAUUGAAACUCAUGAAUACAAAGUAACAUGAAAAUGAGCAGCAAAAAUGUUAGAAAGCAGGUAAAGUAAGUCUGUAAAAUAGAGUGCCAAUAACUUAAUCAGUGUAAUGCGUAGGCAAUACAGUAGAGAAAGACAAAGCUAAGCAACUUUUUUCUCUGUUUUCUCUUAACUAACACAUUUUCUUCUGCUUAGUUCUUAACAGUCACCUAUUUAUAGGCAGUCACUUCUCAGUAUUGUUAUUUGCAGGCAUCUGUUACUAUUUCUGUUGUUAAUGUCUACUGUGGCUUUUCAGCUGGUCUGAAACAAAGUGGAGGCAUGGCUAUUCUUGCCUUUUCAUCUAUAUUUGUCUCUUUCCAGUGUUUAGAAAUUUAAAUAUCAUUCACUCCAUUUUAAAAAUAACAGUAUGCAACCUUAUAAAAGUGUGAUCAAUAUUAUCAAAGCUACUUGGACUUGGGAAAAUUAGAACAAAAUAAUUCAGCUAUAUAUAACUCAAGGUAAAAUAGGUUUUAGUAAGUUUGUACCUGCAUUUUCUUUUCUGAAAUUUUGGCUUUUUAUCCUUUUGAGUGACAUGCAUUCACAGGACCAGUUCACAGAACAUUGUGUGUGUAUGUACCCGUGGAAGGGCUGCUCUGAACGUAAUGCCUCCUACAGUUAUUAUGUUGCCCUUGAUGGUCAGAGGCAGAAACUGGUGAUAUGGCAGUAGAAGUGGAAUCUUCUCACCAAUAUUCUACUACAUUUUGUUGCUGUGUGACAGAUGGCAGCAGAGGGGCACAGUGAGGUGGUGCAUUUCAACGGUGGUGACAGCAAUGUGAAAGAAAAAUCAUAUUCUGGACAGAAAUGAAGAUUUUUAAGAGCACAGCACACAGGCUCUUUUUUCACUGCUCUCAAAAAUCUAUAGCUAAUGAUGAUGACAGCAUUGGAAAAAAAAUAAUGGUUUAUAGUUGAGAACUUGACCUAUCAAGGAAUGAUAUUGUGCUGUUCGUAUCUGUUGUAGUUUCCAUGGAAAUAAAUAGGAAGCACUGCUUUUUGGAGUAAUCCACAUACUGAUCUUCUCGUAUUAAAAACGGUGACUAAAGAAGUGUAAGGAAUAUAACUGAGACGAACGUAAUUUGUAAUUCUGCUUGCAAUUUUUACUUUCCUUGAAUCCGCAGAGUUUAAUUUUCUGUUAGCAGUUCAUCAAAAAGCUGUGCCUAUUAACAUGUUUCAGUGCUAUUGUAACUCACAAACAUCAAUCUCUGACCAUUUUCUUUUUUCUUGUGAAUUUUCAUCAUCAGUUUGUCAGUUUGUCUCUGGGGUUGUUAUAAGUGAAUAUACCAUUUCUAAAUGUGACAGACAAAGUUUAUCUCCUUAAGCUACUACUCCCCCCCCCCCCCCCCCCACACACACACAUUGGGUACCAAGUUUAUAGAUGAAUCACAUGAGCUUUAAUGGUCAACCUGGCCGCCAGUCAUAACACACACACUUUUUUUUUUUACUCACAUCCUCUCGUUACUUAUAUUUUUCAUGUGCACUGAAAGUAGUUUGGUGUCUAAAUUGGUGAAAUUAUGCCCCUAAAUAACUGCAUAUGUAAUCACAUUUAAUUACAGGAAGAAGAAAACACUUGCUGUAAGAGAGAUUAGGGUAAAUGUUGCAUGUGUAAUCAUAUCCUUGAUGGCUGAGCUCUGGCAAAACUUUCUUCCUAAAUCCUCUUGCUAUGGAGGUGAUGAAUAAAACCUGUGUUUUCCACACAAGUGCAUGUUCAGAUUUAUUCCAAGUUUUUGCUGUUUUUGACCUGAGGGAUGUGACACAACUGUAGAACUGGACUUGAUGUUGAUCACUGCUGCCAAAAUUAUGUACAGGCUCUUUGCGUCUGGUAGGCUGGGCUGGGCUAUGGGGAACUGGAGACUGUCCCUGUUGUAACUUUGCUGGGGCAUGGGUUGAUGGCCCUGUGGCAUGAUGUGGGGUUCUGGGCAGUGUAGAAGUCCCAGGGUGGGCAGUUAGGGCCAGCCCUUCCGCCUUGUGGUGGCCUUAACCCUGGCAACUGGGCGGAAAGCAUUUAUGGCCUUGCAUGCUUUCUGUGACUAUGAGCAGAUAAGCCAAAAGUAAUGUUUUCUGAGGGCUCCUGUCAGGCCACCAUCGUCAUAGGACUGCUUCAGGGCCUUGAAAUUCCUGGGCAGUGAUUCAUUGAUUUGUGGUGGUUUUUUUUUUCUCCCUUCCAUGUAGUUUCAUGAAUGUUUAAUAACACAAAAUACAUGGAAACUAAAGACUUUGGUUAUUCUUGUAUGUGAAAAUGGCAGGUUGUUUGUUAAAGGCACCAGUAAGGUGAGAGCUAUAUCUCUAGCUAGUGACACUGUGUUAUUUGGUCUUCUACGAUGGUGCUGCUUAAGUGAUGUGAAUUUCAGAACAAACUUAAUUUUUGUAAAGUUGAUCCAAAUACUGUUUAUGUUUAAGUGCAAAAUAUAGUAGGGGGGAAAAGGUCAUUUUAAGCAAUAAGUAGCCUGGAAUAAAAACAUGUAAGAAGAAAAAUAUUUAAUUUUCUUUUUAAACCAUGCAAAAAUACUCGAUUUAUAAUUAGCAUUGAUAAUACUUUAGCAUUGUCAAUAUAUAUUAUUAUCAAUACUAUAUAUAUACAUAGGCAGUAUUGUACUGUCAAUACUAUAUAGUGGCUGAUAACUUUUUAUUUUAAAAGAGAAAUCUCAAAAAUUUAGCAAAUCAUUACUGUUUAAAUCUUUAACCAUUUUUUUUGUCAUUCUUUAAAUAGACUUUAUAGAUGCCUACAAAUAAAUGUGAUACAUCACCUUAAACUUCUUUGGAAUAUUUCCCAUGUUGAUAUUUUUGUUACUGUUCAGUUCCUUAAAUGUUGUGCUUUUGUUUGAUCUUUUUAGCCUCUGUAUUUUUCCCUUAGCACAGCUUGAGUCAUUGAGCAAUGAAAAAUAUACUGAAAAUAAUUUUUUGGUAGCUUUGAAGGCUUAACAAACAGAUCGUAGAGCAAACAUGAACAAUGUUGAAUUCUUGUACUUUGUAGUGAUUAUCCUGGCUUUAUAUUAAUCUAUCUGCAAGUACUGACUUAUUAAUUCAUACUUUAUUCCUAAGCUAUGCCUGAUCUGUGGUGAAUUUCUACAGCUAUUCAAGGCCUUGCAAGGAAAUGUCAGAAACCUCAUAUGACUUACUGUAGAAUAUGUUGCACGCAAUUUUUGUUUUGACUUUAUGGUGUUGUAUUUGUGAUGUGUAUUAAUUGUGUUCCACUGGAUAGAAAGUCUUUUGUCACAAUGUCUGCUUCAUCACCAUGUAAAACUAACAAAAUAUGAAGAAAAAAGAAGAUACAUUAGAAUUUUUUCCUUUUCUUGAUGCUUGAAGGCUUCAUACCUACCAUAUUUUCCAUUGUAGUGCAUCUUCAAUAAAAUGGAAAGAUGCUAUCAAGAAGGUUCUGUCAUGCCCAAGGAGGUUGUGGAUGCUCCAUUCCUGUUAUAGGGAGUGUAGAUGUGUGUCUUAAGGUAUUCUUAGUUAUCCCUAUAAUUCAUGCAAAAGAAAAAUGGUAAUCUUGUGGUAAUCUUGAUUUCAGUCUUUGACAAAAGAAUAAAUUCAUUAUGAGUUUCUACUACUGUUAUUUCAUCGAUUGUAUUAUACGUAAAAGAAACUGCUAAAUGUUCAAAGUCAUGAACUCUGUCCUGUCCAGGACAGAACAAUAGACCAGUUGAUCACAUUGGUAUAGCUGAAUCAAUUCAGAUGAAUGCAUGUGUAACAGAAUAGCAAGGUGGUUAGUUAUUAAAAUAUUUAAACAAUUUAUUUCCUUGAAUUUUUUCCAUCAGAAUGGAAUAUUCACUAGAAUUAUGUAAAAAGUGGUGGAUGUUCCUCUUAUUUUUCCCACGCCACUACAGACUGCUGGAGUGAUGUGUCUGCAGAGUCUUUCUCUGUUACAAAAUCUCUUUGCCAGCAGACUAAGACAAAAGUACUGCUUGUGUUGAUUGACACCUAAUAGAUAAAUGUACAUACAUAGAUUUGGAGAAGUAAUAUAAUAAAAAUACCUUAAGACAGGUCUUAUAACUGUUGUAAGUUGUCGAAACAGUUUUGAUGUCAAUGAAAUUGACAGUUAUACCUGCUAAAAUGUUUACUCAUUGAAAGUUAUUCUCUGGGGUAGUGCUUGUUUUGCUAACAUGCAGUAUUUUCCACCAGCACUCAUAGUAAUUGGGCAGAUUAGUACUGAUACCUUGUUAUGAGUUCACCCACAUCCACUUAGAGAAGGUUUGCAUGUCAUAAUGGUGUUAACUAUCUGUUCCCUUUUGUCUACAUUAGAUAUUAUACAGAACUUAUGUGAUGCUGUGUUUAAAACUCUGCAGUUUGGCUGUCCUUUGCUUCUCAGGGAGUAAUGGAGAAGGGUGAUCUAAUAAUUCUGUUUAUGUCUGUGUCAUCAGCUUCGAGCUUUUCUUCACAAACUUGAUGGCUGUAUAAUUGCUUUAUGUUAUAAAAUAAAGUUCUUUUAUUUGUGUGUGAUCAUGUGAA